Messenger RNA from Drosophila virilis, 1262 nucleotides. RefSeq names its product 32 kDa beta-galactoside-binding lectin. The record is from RefSeq and is a predicted model, not a curated record. Lineage: Eukaryota; Metazoa; Arthropoda; Insecta; Diptera; Drosophilidae. Gene Ontology annotation, molecular function: galactoside binding; carbohydrate binding.
UGGGGAGGGGGCUGGGUCCUUCGAUGACGGGUUAACCUUACCAUGUCCAUGUCCAUGUCAAGUUUGCAUGCGGCUGCAGCAUAACAUCGCAUAAAAUACGGCGUACAAUAUCUGCCGUGCCAGGCCAACAAAUCAGUUGCAUUGGAGCCGUUGAAUCGCGAUGAACGUCUGGAAGGCAAAAGUGUUGACCGAGGUGCCGUUUGGUCAUGUGCUCAUCGUUGGUGGCAAAGUCAAGCCGCAUCCCAAUAAAAUUUCGCUGGACCUGACGGAUAAUGUGAAUGCGCAGAAUGAAAGCGAAACGGUUUUCCUCAAAAUUGAGGCGAACUUCCGCGAGGGUCAAAUCAUACGCAGCAUGUUCCAGCCGGGCGAGGGCUGGCAGCAGGAGGAAAUCUCCAAGAAUUGGAAAUGUGAUGGGCCCAAGAAUCCCUUGGUGCCGGGUCAAUGUUUCACCUUUCGCGUGGCCGUGCUGCAGCGCUGCUUCGAGAUCUACGUGAACGAUCAGCUUUACGGUUCGUUUGAGUUCCUCAAGUUUCCCAAGCAAAUCAACUAUGUGCGCGCCUACGGGGACUUCGAGAAGAUCACACAAUUCCAUCAUCGGAUGCUCUUUCCGCUCGUCUUUCCGCGCAGUCUCAUGUGCGUGGAUCGCGUCGCCUUCCAGAGCGACGUGCCGCGUCGCUAUGAGACAGGCACCGUUGUGGCCAUGGAGUGCAUUGCCAAGGGACCGCCCACAACGGAGUUCUCUAUUUGUUUUCAGUGCAACGACACAGGUCGCAUGGUGCUCAGGUUCAACGUCAACUUUGACAAGACGACCGUCACGCGUUGCUAUCAGCGCGAGGACAACAGCUAUGCCAGCGAUGAUGAGGAAACCGAGGGCGAGUUUCCGUUUGUGCGAGGCAAGCUCUUCAAAAUCGCCUUUGGCAUUGGCGAUCGUUCCUUUCUCAUCGCGGUCAAUGGACAAUAUUUUACCUAUUACAAUUUCCCGAUGCGCCCGUUUUCCAUAUCCACGCUCAAGUGUUUCACCAACGAUGCGGGUGACUUUUCUGUGAGAAGCUUGGAGUAUCACUCGGACUCGCCGCUGCUCUCGCGUGUCGAGAAAUUGUCCAUUAUCUAAGACGAAAUUUGUUAUUUAGAUUAUUCCGUGCUAUCGCUAGAAGCGAGUAAAGCCUUGCUAGCUGCAAUCGUUGAAUUUUUUCUUGUACACCAGUUAACUAACUACCUAUAGUCUAUCAAGUUUAUUAAAUAUAUUAAACUCUCUUAAAGAA